Messenger RNA from Contarinia nasturtii (swede midge), 1297 nucleotides. Its product is annotated as leucokinins-like. The coding region runs from base 271 to 1032 and encodes 253 amino acids. The record is from RefSeq and is a predicted model, not a curated record. The transcript has 4 exons. NCBI's taxonomy places the organism in Eukaryota, Metazoa, Arthropoda, Insecta, Diptera, Cecidomyiidae.
AAGCGCAAGCAAUGUUAAACUGAAAAACUGUGAUUUGCCAUAUUUCACCGUUAAAUCAGUUAUAUUUAGUGAAUCGAACCUCUCAGUCACAUUGAAAAUACAUUAAACAGAAGAUUUGUUCAGUUCUUUUGGAAAACUACAUAUUUUUUUGUGCAUCAAAUAUUUAGUGUAAAUAUCGUUUAUUUUUCUGCAAUUCAUUGGACAUUUUCAAUCGAUUUAUUUUUCAUCAUUGUAUAAUUCCCUGAAACGUUCUCCGAAAAUUGUAAAAAAAUGAUUUUGGCGCACAUAUUUCUCCCAGCAAUGUUGCUAGUGAUCUGUCGAUCUCAGCAAGCCCCAGCACAUUUAACUUCAGCCUAUGGAACUGAAGAAAGUGUUUAUGGAAAUCCAUCAGCCAAUAAUGAUCCAAUGGCUUCUCCAGCUAUAACAAAUAAUGAUGAAUUGCUGGGGCGAUAUCGUCAAUUGACAGCAAAAUCUCUGCUCAGGCUGUAUGAUUCGUGCAAAGUGCAUGAUUUUAUUCAAAAUCUCAAGCAUAAUAUGGAAACUGAUAUCGAUGACGAAGAAUCGAUGAAAUUGCCUGGAUUGGGGAAAGAACAUCAACAGCGUUACAUAAAUACGUUGUUGCGAAUAUUGGAAAAACAGCAAGCUUUCGACAAUGAUGUCACACUACUCUUUCCAACCGAACGUGCUGGCGAAACCACCAAAUCGGCUCUUUACUAUUAUCUUACAAUUUUGAUACUUUUGCAAGACAAGGAGCUCGAUGAAAUGCUCAACAAUAUGUUAUAUGAAAAAUGUUGUAAAACUGAUGUCAAUUUCUUUAGUUCAUCGAUCUGUGCACGGGACUUGGAUGAUUCGAUUGCCCAAAAACGAAAUACAAUAAAAAAAGUGAAAUUCCAUUCGUGGGGUGGUAAACGGAAUGGCGGAAACAGUCAAUCAAAUUCACGGAUGCCAACAAAUGUGGACUUGAGCAAAGACGUGGGACAAUCGAAAAUUGUGAUACGGGCUCCGUUUCGUCCCUGGGGAGGACGCAAGUGAAGGAUUUCCUUGCAACAAUGAAAUAGAAAAAAGAAUUAAUUUUGUAUAUUCAUCUAUAGUCUAGUCUGUAUGACUUAUGUAUGCAUUCCAAAAUGUGCGAACCAAAUUCAUUUGAGCUGGCCAAUUAAUACGUUCAACUAUGAAUCUUUUUGAGCAUAAAAACCAUAUAGUUUUAUUAUAUACUUGCAUGACAAAUGAAAUGGAUUUAUGUAUUUUUUGAAAUAAAAUAUUCAAUGUUAACUUUUGGGGAACUGAAUGUAAAGAA